Molecule: messenger RNA, 1089 nt
Organism: Nematolebias whitei (Rio pearlfish)
Lineage: Eukaryota; Metazoa; Chordata; Actinopteri; Cyprinodontiformes; Rivulidae
Product: transmembrane protease serine 11D
Exons: 7
Coding region: 1-1089 (362 amino acids)
Biological process (GO): proteolysis
Molecular function (GO): serine-type endopeptidase activity
Source: RefSeq, a predicted model, not a curated record
AUGUCGGCAAUGUGUGUGCACAAACACAGGCCGAAGUUAAAGCUGCCGAACAGCAAACAGAGGCUGUGGCAUGAUGUGGACCGGUUCGACGGACAGAGGACGGGUUAUGGCGCGGACACCUGGAGACAUUUCCGCGAGCAGCAGCUUCCCUGCAUAAUUGAUGACUCUCAGCAGAAUGUGGAGGGAGUGUCGGCGAGCGCGAUCCGUGCCAUCGCAAAUGUCAUCCGGGCCUGCAGCCGCAAAACAUGCGCCAUAUGUUGUGGGCAGCGAACUCUGGUCGGGCCCCCAGACGUGUCUCGUAUUGUGGGCGGGCGAGAGGCCCCUGAGGGAGCAUGGCCCUGGCAGGUCAGCCUGCAGAUCCAGUCCAGGCACUACUGUGGUGGGACGGUCCUCAACAGCCUCUGGGUGCUCAGCGCCGCUCACUGUUUCUACAAAUACCUGUGGCUCAGCAAUGACUAUUUCCGUGUGGUGGCUGGACUGACCGUGCUGUCCGACCCCGGACCUCACGCUCAGAUCCGCUCCAUCAGUAAAUUCCUAAUCCACAAGGACUACAAUCCCAUCACGUCUGACAGCGACGUGGCGCUGGUGCUGCUCAGCUCUCCACUCAACUUCACGGACCGCGUCCAGUCGGCCUGCACUCCUCUUACUGUGAGCCACGAGGCCAGCCUGAACAUCACCCACUGCUUCAUCUCUGGGUGGGGGAGCACCUACUACCAAGGAGGGUUGGUGGACAGACUGCAGGAAGCUGAAGUGGAGCUCAUCGACAGAGAUCGGUGUAACCAGCUCACCUGGUACAACGGCAUCAUCACAGAGAACAUGCUCUGCGCGGGACUGGAGAGCGGAGGAGUCGAUUCCUGUCAGGGGGACAGCGGAGGUCCCCUGCAGUGCUACAGCGAGGUCGAGGACCGGUUCUACGUGGUGGGAGUGACGAGCUUCGGAGAGGAGUGCGGACUUCCACUCAAGCCUGGGGUGUAUUCAAAAACCAGCAGGUUCGCAGAGUGGCUGAAGGAAAAGGAGGAGGCUCCAUCUGCAUUAUCCUCUGCUUCACCAAGACUGAACAAAAAACUGAUCCUAGUUCUGCUCACGUAA